CAGCAGUCAGCAGAAGAAGGGAAUACGCCAGGUGAAUGGAGGCCGAGCCGCAAUUUUAGGAAUUUUGACAUCGAAUCUAGUAGACAAAGACACGAUCAGCAUCUCCGGAUAGCAGUUCGAAGCAAUCAUGUUGAAGCACGCAAACCUUUCCCUCGUCAGUCACAUCGUCAGGGUGUCCAAGCGAUCUGUUGGCUCUGUUGUCAACAUACCUAAGGUCGAGGAUUUCGGAGUACAAAACGAGCCCAUUUUAGGAUAUCUCAAAGGGAGUAAGGAGCGCAAAGAGCUGCAGGCAGCUCUUGACAAGCUCUCUUCUCAGUGUCAAGAUGUUCCGAUUAUCAUUGGCGACAAGGAAAUUAAAAACUCAGAUAUCCAGUACCAAGUCAUGCCCCACGACCACAAAAAGAACAUUGCAAAGUUUUACCAUGCAUCAAAAGAGGAGGUGAAGAAAGCCAUCAAUGUUGCGACUGACGCCCAAAAGCGUUGGGACCGAACACCUCUGGACGAACGUCUUUCUAUUUGGAAUAAGGCUGCCGACUUGAUGGCUGGAAAGUACCGCAUGGAGCUGAACGCAGCAACCAUGUUGGGCCAAGGAAAGACUGCAGUGCAGGCAGAAAUCGAUUCUGCUGCAGAAUUGAUAGAUUUCUUCCGAUUUAAUGCGUAUUUUGCUAAGGAACUGUUGAAAUAUCAACCUAUAAGCGAAGACUCCAAGGUGACCAAAAAUUCAAUGCGAUAUCGAGGCAUUGAAGGUUUUGUGGCGGCUGUCGCUCCAUUCAACUUCACGGCCAUCGGUGGCAAUCUUGCCUACACGCCUGCUCUGAUGGGUAAUGGAGUGGUGUGGAAGCCGUCGGACACAGCUGUGUUGUCCAACUACGUCAUCUACAAAAUUUGUAGAGAGGCUGGCGUUCCUGCUGGUGUGGUCAACUUUGUCCCUGCCGACGGACCAGUUUUUGGCGAUACGAUCACUGCGUCUCCUCAGCUUGCUGGCAUCAACUUCACAGGAUCUGUCCCAACAUUCAACCGAUUGUGGGCUCAAGUUGGAAAGAACAUCAACUCGUAUAAAAACUUCCCCAGACUGAUUGGCGAGUGCGGAGGAAAGAAUUACCACUUUAUUCAUCCUUCAGCUCAUGUCGAGUCGGUCGUCAUGGGCACGAUUCGAUCUGCCUUUGAAUAUUGCGGGCAAAAAUGCUCAGCUUGCUCCAGGAUGUAUGUUCCAGAAUCUCUCUGGCCACAGAUUAAGGAGGGGCUUCUCGCAUUAAGAGACAAGUUGAAGGUAGGACCCGUGACUGAAUUUGACUCGUUCAUGUCUGCCGUCAUUGACGAAAAGGCUUUCAAUCGAAUCAAAAGCUACAUUGACAAAGCAAAGAACUCCUCAGCUCUCAAUAUCUUAGGUGGCGGACAAUAUGAUGACAGCGUUGGUUACUUUGUUCAGCCUACGAUCAUACAGACAAAUGAUCCCAAGCACCGCAUCAUGAGCGAAGAAAUUUUCGGCCCUGUUCUCUCCAUUUACGUUUACCCGGAUAAAAAAGUUGAUUCGAUGUUGGAGCUUGUCAGCGAAACGGCACCUUAUGCACUGACUGGAGCUAUUUUUGCUCAAGACGAAAAUUUCUUGAAAUCUGCCAUUGAUGACUACAAAUACACAGCUGGAAACUUCUACAUAAACGACAAAUCAACAGGCUCCGUUGUUGGUCAGCAACCGUUUGGAGGAGGUCGUCUCUCUGGAACAAAUGACAAAGCCGGAGGUCCCCAUUACGUCUUGCGCUGGGCCUCGCCUCAGUCCGUAAAGGAGACCUUCGUUCCUUUGACAGAAUGGAGAUACCCUUACAUGGACUAAAUCUCCGCUCUACCGAUUGCAUUCAUUCUUGCCCUCUCCUCCCUGUUUUUUGCACAACGAAAAUCGGUGCAUAACAUCAAACGACCAUUAAGGAAUUUGUUGCUAGGUUGUGCCAUUUGAGAAAAUGUACCACGAUUGCAGUGUUGCGUAGAAAUCCCUUGCAUAAACCCAAAUAAUCAGUUGUUAGGUACUCAGUGCGAUGCAAAAUUGCAUAUUAUUGAGUGGAACAUAUUUGGUCACACAUUUGUUCAAUCGAAGUAUAUUUUGGUGCUGGAAGUACUUACUUAAAAUUCUUGCCAGCCGUGCAGUAUUACUCAAGAGUACUUACCUUUGAAAAGUAAUAACUUGUGAUUAUUGAUUUAGCUAGGUGUAUUAUGUGCUUUUAAUUUGCCUCAGGUCUUGGCCGAGUGCAUUUUUUUUAAAUUUCUUGUACAAAAGUUUACUCUUAUUUUUCUACUCUUAUUGCAUUUUAUUUAAAAACAAAUCUUGAUUCUUGCCUCAAAAUGAAGAAAUUCUUGCAAAAAUAAAAACAACUACAACACUAUGUUCUUUGCUAAUUUGAAAUUGGCUAUUUUUGCAUGACGACGAGUCUUAAUUAGGGCACGAAAACCAACUUCCGACACCAUCAUUGGUGUGAAGCGAAAAAGUGCUGAAUGUAGCAUCUUGACAAAAAUGAUGAUGACAAUAUGAAGUAUUACUAAUAAUGGUAUUACAGUUGUGUAAUGUUUGCCUUACUUAGUAGUACUGCAAAAGUAUUCCCAGUGUUACGAAAAGAACAAUAACGUAUGUACCCAUAUCCCUUUUCUUGAAUCAAAUCGUACGCGGGAUUAUUAUUGUAUUUUUUAUUAAAAGUUUAUAUCAAUUGACGGAUGGCAUGCAUUUACUCAUUUGAUUUGCAUUCUUAAAAACAUUUGUCACUUCUUCACCUUUCCGAAAGUCACAAAAGUCUUCUACUUUUUGUGGAAAGUAACGCAAAAUUUGAAAACCAUCCGUUCACUUGAUUAUUGAAGAAAUGUAUUUGUUCAUUGUGAUAUGUUGAUUGUAUGUUGCAUAUAUUUCAAAAUUAAGAACAACAUGUCGAGUAACAGUCAAAUCAUUAAUGUGUAAUAAUAUUAAUAUUAGAAAAGGAAAACUUUAUCUAACAUUGUACGGUAUGAACUCAUAAAGAUGAACCAGCAAAUUGUAAAAUCAACACGAGUUUAAUUCAGAAUCUCGUUCCUAUUUUUUUCGGAAGUAAUUUUUAGCUGCUGAAGGUCAUGAAAUUUCAGGUGCCAAGUAUUUUUUGCAUUAAUGAUGACGCAAAUUUCCUUCGCUUUACAAUUGAAUUGCACAUCCUGCGUUUGUUUGCGUAUCCCUGGCCCAGUGGCCGAACGGAAUUCACCUUUUUUAAUUCUCACAAUCAUUUUGAUCAAUUUGCGUCCGGCCAGGAUCUCCAACCACUUAAAUUCCAUCUAUUUCUCAGGGGUCAUAUUGAUUUCUGGUUGGUUUCCCCCUCGAGGGCAGUCUCACUUGCCAAAAUUCAAUAUUUCUAAACUUGUCCAUUAGGGAAAUUUUGCUCUUCGUGACGCACAAAAAGCAAGUCACGCCAAUUGACUUCCAAUAUAAACAUGUCACCUACUCUACGACAAUAUUUUCCCCUGCGCCGGAGGCCUAUUAUAAGAGAUGAUACGCAAUAUUUUUGCCAUUGUGGCUAGGUAA
Messenger RNA from Neocloeon triangulifer, 3529 nucleotides. It is a transcript of the gene P5CDh1, whose product is annotated as delta-1-pyrroline-5-carboxylate dehydrogenase, mitochondrial. Gene Ontology annotation, cellular component: mitochondrial matrix. The coding region runs from base 128 to 1831 and encodes 567 amino acids. Lineage: Eukaryota; Metazoa; Arthropoda; Insecta; Ephemeroptera; Baetidae. The record is from RefSeq and is a predicted model, not a curated record. The transcript is spliced from 11 exons. Gene Ontology annotation, molecular function: L-glutamate gamma-semialdehyde dehydrogenase (NAD+) activity.